Messenger RNA from Drosophila virilis, 1242 nucleotides. Its product is annotated as chondroitin proteoglycan-2. Lineage: Eukaryota; Metazoa; Arthropoda; Insecta; Diptera; Drosophilidae. Gene Ontology annotation, cellular component: extracellular region. The record is from RefSeq and is a predicted model, not a curated record. Gene Ontology annotation, molecular function: chitin binding.
GCAACAGUUCCCACAAUACAAGAUGUGCCAGCUGAAAGAACUCAUCAAGCCAAUCUGUUUAGUGCUCCUGGCAGUAGGACUACCCUCCAGUCAGGCGGAUGUCUUUCCACAGUGUGCCAAUGUGGAUGUGGAUACCUUUGUCAUGGCCAUAGACGAUUGCGCCAGCUACAUCUAUUGCAAUGGCGAGAACUCCUUCAGGGACAGCUGCCCGAAUCAAACGUAUUUCGAUGCAAAGGCGCAAGAAUGCGCCUUCGACGAUGCUGGUGUUUGCUUGGAAGCUAGCGGGACGACAACAGCAGCUGCGCUGCCUAGUGAAAAUAAUGAUGAAUUGCAGGCUGCCAGCACUGCGCCUGCGGCUCCAGAGGACACGCCAGCUCCAGCAGGCAGUAGGCCACAUUGCGAUGCCAGCGGCGAUGGCUAUCAUCCGCAUCCGGAGCGCUGCGAGUAUUAUUACAGCUGCAUCGGCGGCUAUUUGACCAUAGUGCGUUGUCCCUACACCUACGGCUGGGAUUAUGCGCAGCAGCAGUGCAAGCCCUUGUCGGAGGCGCAAUGUUUUAGCUUAUAGGCAGCUCUUGCAAAACCCUAGAUUAAUAAUAGUAUUUUGGGCUAACCCAAAUUCGCAAGGCGAGCGCUCGAGUUGACAAUAAUAAAUAAGUAUUUCUGGCAUUUUAAUGAAUUGAAAAAGUGCAGCCCCUUUCGGGGGGGGAUUUGGCCCAGCAGCGCCUCCAAUGCGCCUCCAUUUGUAUGUGUCAGGCGUUGUCAACAUAAUUCAACAGCGGCAGGUACCAAAAUUUAUUUUUGUAAAUUUUUGUCGGCUGCAGCUUCCACAUUUUUAUUGCAAAUUAAUAAUGCACACGAAUUGUGAGAUUUUCUCAUUUGAGUGUGUGCGCGUGUGUGUGUGUGUGUGUGUGCGUGUGUGUAUGUCAAUUGUGUCUCGAGUAGCAGAUGGACUACAACUUGAUGCUCAUUAUGUGCAUUAUGAAUAAACAAAUGUUUUGAUUAACUAAAUUUUGUUGCAGCCAAUUAAUUAAACAACAAAUUUGCGAGUACAAAACUGCAACAAUUUCUCUUCGCUGGCUGCUUGCUCAUUAAUUAGAACAUGGAACCAACGAAGACGACGACGACGACGACGAUGAUGACGAUGAUGCUGCUGUUGAUGAGAUCGAGAUCGUUAGGAGCUGAGCAAAGACAUCCACAUCCACAGCGAAGACAACGACGACGGCGACGAGCGAGAAAUCAAAU